UGAGUUUGAACCCAUUUUGAGCCGUUGGGCCACUGGCCGCUGGCAGCCCCACUCACAGCACUGAUGGACGCCCCGCAGGCUGCCCGGCCCUCCAGCCAUCCCUCCCUGCUGCGGUUCCUCAGAAGCCUCCUUGGGUACCCGCGGAGCUCAGUGGGGGCACAGGAGCCCCAGGCAGAGCAGCAGGAGCAGGGUGCUGCCGGAGGGUCCCACAGCUGGCAAACAGAGCGGGUUGAGCCCACCCGAGGGGGGAUCCCAUGCCAGGAGCACUGCGAGGAUGAGGAGGGAGACAGCACGGAGCUGCUGCUGGGGGAGCUGCGGGAGGUCAGCCUGCAGGGAUCGCUGGGCAGCAGCACCAGCAGGAGCUGCCUGACCACCAGCACCAGCGACGUGGAACCGGUGGUGGAGGGCGAUGGGAUGGAGGCUCCUGGUGGCACCGUGGCCCUGCAGUGCAGCGGGGCAGCUGGCGAGGAGGAGGUGGCUGCAGAUGAAGCUGUUGUUGGCAGAGUUCUGGAGAUGGAUGAAUUCCUUCAAGGUCUGGGUGCUGCUGAUGAAGACACCUGCUCUGCAAGCCCUGAGCCAAUGUUUCCGAUGGAUCUUGACACUGAAUGGGAGAAAGGGCAACUCUUAAAAGCAAAUAAAGGGGCAGGAUCCCCAAAAGCAGAGCUGUCCCUUUGGAACAGGUUCAUCAACGUGAACAGACACCAGUGGACCUUGCGUAAGGCUCGUGCCUCCAGGAGCUCGAUGGAGCUGGAAAGUGAGGAGCAGCCGCUCCUGCGGGCAGCUGAGAUCAGACCCACGAGCCCUGAGCUCCCCGUGCUGCCCGCAGAGCCCUGUGCGGCGCUGCCGGUGUACAGGUUUUCCAGGAGCAGAGCGGCCGCUGGUGGCUUUGGGAGAAGCCAUGCAGAGCUGGGAGCGAACGGAGCAGGAAUGCCUGGAGAAGGCUGAGAUGCAUGACCCCAUGGAGCCUCACUGCCACUGUCCUGCAGGAGACAUCAGUGCUUCCCCUCUGCUGUGCCCAACCUGCCCAGGAGCCCUGUGUUUCAGCUUCCUCCUCUCCUCCUCUUCUUUCCCUCGUGUUCAUCAUUCAUGUGCACACCACGUUUCCUUUCUGCUUUCUCCCUUCCCUGCUCCUUGGAGAAGACCCUGUGUGUCUCACCACACUGAUGAGGUGGACAGGUUUGAUUCGAGUUGGUUUCAAUUGAACAUUCUGUGUGAACAAGCUCUUCUUGCUUCUCCCUCUGUGCUCUCAAGUUCCCUCAUUAAACAGUUCUCUGCUGAA
Messenger RNA from Coturnix japonica (Japanese quail), 1279 nucleotides. RefSeq lists its product as uncharacterized. The record is from RefSeq and is a predicted model, not a curated record. Lineage: Eukaryota; Metazoa; Chordata; Aves; Galliformes; Phasianidae.